UUUGCACAGCAAACCCAACAAUGAAUAACUGGACAAACUGUUUGGCCAAUGCAACUAUUUGUGAUGGUGCAUCCUGUGUGUUACCUGAGAGUAAUUCCAACUAUAUUCUAAGUUUAGUUCUGAGUACUGUCCUUACCAUCAUGUUGGCCUUGGUGAUGUUCUCCAUGGGCUGCAAUGUAGAUGUCAGGAAAUUUGUAGGGCACUUAAAACGGCCAUGGGGUAUAUUUAUUGGCUUCCUCUGUCAGUUUGGAAUCAUGCCCCUCACAGGAUUCAUCCUGUCAGUUGCCUUUGACAUUCUCCCCAUCCAGGCUGUGGUGGUGCUCAUCAUAGGAUGCUGUCCCGGAGGAACUUCUUCCAAUAUCUUGGCGUAUUGGGUCGAUGGCGACAUGGACUUGAGUGUCAGCAUGACCACAUGUUCCACACUGCUUGCCCUGGGAAUGAUGCCAUUGUGUCUCUUUAUCUAUACCAAAAUGUGGGCUGAUGCUGGGACGAUUGUAAUUCCCUAUGAUAGCAUAGGUAUUUCCUUGGUGGCUCUUAUUGUUCCUGUUUCUGUUGGGAUGUUUGUUAAUCACAAGUGGCCCAAAAAAGCCAAGAUCAUACUUAAGAUUGGUUCCAUCACAGGAAUCUUCCUCAUUGUGCUCAUAGCUGUGGUUGGAGGAAUACUGUACCAAGGUUCUUGGGUCAUCAAUCCCAAACUGUGGAUUAUAGGAACAAUAUUUCCUCUGGCUGGUUACUCCCUGGGAUUUCUUCUGGCUAGGAUAGCUGGUCAACCUUGGUACAGGUGCCGGACAGUUGCUUUGGAAACAGGGAUGCAGAAUACCCAGCUGUGUUCCACCAUAGUACAGCUCUCCUUCACUCCUGAAGAGCUAACUCACAUGUUCACCUUCCCACUCAUCUACAGCGUUUUCCAAUUGGUCUUUGGAGCCUUAUUCUUAGGAUUUUAUGUGGCAUACAAGAAAUGUUAUCAGAAAAAUAAUGAAGAAUUUCCAGAGAGCAAAGACAAUGAAACAGUGUUUCAGUCAUCACACUGUAAGAUGAAUGGAGGAUUUCAACCAGAUGAGAAGUAG
Molecule: messenger RNA, 1067 nt
Organism: Orycteropus afer afer
Lineage: Eukaryota; Metazoa; Chordata; Mammalia; Tubulidentata; Orycteropodidae
Gene: SLC10A2
Product: solute carrier family 10 member 2
Biological process (GO): bile acid and bile salt transport
Cellular component (GO): apical plasma membrane
Molecular function (GO): bile acid:sodium symporter activity
Source: RefSeq, a predicted model, not a curated record